This is a messenger RNA of Rhinocladiella mackenziei CBS 650.93, 1278 nucleotides long. RefSeq lists its product as uncharacterized. The transcript has a single exon. NCBI's taxonomy places the organism in Eukaryota, Fungi, Ascomycota, Eurotiomycetes, Chaetothyriales, Herpotrichiellaceae. Gene Ontology annotation, biological process: retrograde transport, endosome to Golgi. Gene Ontology annotation, molecular function: oxidoreductase activity. Bases 1 to 1278 code for a protein of 425 amino acids. The record is from RefSeq and is a predicted model, not a curated record. Gene Ontology annotation, cellular component: cytoplasm; late endosome.
AUGGCCGAGUCCGCGAAGAGGAGAAUCGUAAUAGUUGGCGGAGGGAUUAUCGGGAGUACCACGGCCUAUUUCCUCACCCGACAUCCCAAAUACAAUCCGGCACUGCAUUCAAUCCAUCUCAUCGAGGCCACCUCAAUAGCCAGCGGCGCUUCGGGCAAAGCAGGCGGUCUCCUUGCGCUAUGGGCGUAUCCAUCCUGUCUGGUGCCGCUGAGCUUUAGACUCCACGACGAACUCGCAAAAGAACACGGCGGUGCAGAGCGCUGGGGAUAUCGCGGCGUUGGCGUGGGCCAGAUCGAACUGGCCGGUCGACAUGUCAGCAAUCGACCCAAAGUGGUCGCUGACGGUGAGUCCAAGGGGGAAGAUAUCAGAGGUCUGCAUAGAUCGGAUGUGGUCAGUGAUGGCAAUGUGAGUCUUCAAAAGAGAAGUGAAGAAUCAUACGCCACUUUACGUAAAAUGGGUCUCCCAGAUGACCUGGACUGGGUCGCUGAGGAGUGUAUCCAGGGCUACAGCAGCAUGGGCUCCCCCAAGGACACGGCUCAAGUCCAUCCUUAUCGGUUCACCACCUCGAUGGCGGCUCUUGCAGAAGAACAGGGCGCAAAAUUAAUUCUUGGCCAUGUUGACAAGAUUGAGUCAUCGCCGUCGGGAGAGCACACCGUCAGGUAUACGGACAAAGCUACUAAUGCCCCAGAAUCCAUCUCCGCAACGGACGUGAUUGUGACGGCUGGGCCGUGGACGAAAACCGUCUGGCCCGGCUCUCCCAUCGGCGCAUUGCGAGCUCACAGUGUGACGAUCCGGCCGACUCGCCCAGUCUCUGCAUACUGCCUCUUCACGCAACUCAGGCUCCCAAAGAAUUUCAAAGAAGGUACGAAGUCGCGAGCCACUUUCGUCACGCCCGAAAUUUAUGCGCGGCCGAACAACGAGCUAUAUUCGUGCGGCGAGGGCGACAAUCUUGUCCCUUUACCCAAGUCUACUGCCGAGGUGCAGGUCGAUGAUUCCCGAUGUCAAGAUAUCGUGGACUAUUGCGCGAGCAUCUCGGACGAGAUGCGUGAUGGCGAAGUGCUGGUUAGACAAGCUUGCUAUUUACCACAGGUCGAGACGGGGGCAGGACCUUUGGUCGGGCCGACGAAUACGAAGGGCGUAUAUCUUGCGGCGGGCCAUACGUGCUGGGGCAUUCAGAACGGACCGGGCACGGGGAAGUUGAUGAGUGAGUUUGUCUUUGACGGGAAGGCGGUUAGUGCGAAUGUGGCCCGUUUGGAUCCGAGGAAAGUGCUGAGAUAG